AUGUCUUCUUAUUAUUCUUUGUUAAGAGAAAAUGAAAGAAAAAAUCAUCUGCGACCAAAUAAAUUCCCACCAUAUGGACUUGCGAAUAGGACCCGGGGUGAAUACCGAAAACAAGGAAGCCCUUUAUCCCCGAAUAAACUUACUGCAAAUAGCAUCACUUGCGGAAAUGUUAUUAAAUUCGGGAUGAUGGAGCCUAUUUCGGAGGGAGGCCACAGCGGUCAAGACUACCUUUUCCCGAGCCAGUCGAACCCCAGCCGAGGCCACGACCCCGCGUACCUCCCCUAUCAGCAGCAGCAGCGCUACGUCGACCCUUCGGAGAUCAUCCCCUUCCGGCGAACGCAGCCCGGCUUUCCCCAGCAGCCCCCUAGCCCCUACCUGCAGCCAAGGGAUCUGCAGACAUCGGACCUGCCUGUGCACCUGCAGCACACGCUGCCCCAGUACAGGUUCACCACUAGCCAACCGCAACUCUUCAAUCAGUUUCCUGACGCUAACCCCUUCCAGCAAUUCUCCUUCCAAACGCAAAACUCCGUGCAGCGCCCUUCUGCGGACACUUUCAGCUCUAACUUCGACUCCCUCCAGCUGCAGCCCAAACCCACCACAGCCAGACCCAACUACUCUCACCUCUUCGCCAAGAGUCACGUGCGCGGGGGAGGGGACCCGUUGCAGACGGAGACCUUCUUGGGGCAGAUCACGCUGCAGAACGCGCCGGAGUUUUCCGGGGGGUUCGCGCCUAGUCAGGGGGCGUUCCCGCAGAAGGGAAGGGAGGUGGGCGGGGCCAGCGGGUUCGGGAAUGGUUUGGAAGAGGGCGGUGGAGAUGGGGUGGGACAAGGUGGGAGGCCGCACUUCUUGAAUCACAGAACCAGAAUUGUCGCUCCAGACUCUGACAAGAAAACAACCAGACCUCAAGUCAAGGACUACUUCGUCAACGAGAACGGCGACGUUUACAGUCCCACUUCCCCAGAACCACAAACACCCCCUGCCAUCCCCAACAAGGCUAAAUCGCUAACUUUCAACUACGAGAAAGACGAGCCCAAAAGGCAGAAAUCGGUGGACCUCGACACGCUCCUUGAGGAACCCCUCAAAUACAAUUUCGGCAACAACAACGACGACGAAGUGGAGGUAGUCAAGUCACAGGGCAAACAAAGGAAGAGCGAGAAAAUCGUAGAGGAAACUCGGGGGAAUAACGACAACAACUACGACGACGAUGUUGUCAAGUCGAGAGGAAAACAGAGGAAAAGCGAGGAAAUCGUAGAGGAAAACCGAACUAAUAACGACUCGAGAACUCGGGAAAACGAAGAGGUGCACACGAUGGUACCGUUCGAUAGUACCGAGUACUACUCGGGCAGUUACGAGUCACGUGACGGGGCUAACGAUAUCCAGGAGAGCGAUUAUCCCGAGGAUGGGGUAGGAGAAUUCGACAGUCGAGAAAAUGAGAACGAUCAUCUCAAAGAAUCCAAUACACCCCAAGAUUCCACAGCUUUUGCCGGCACCAGAGUCGAAACCACAACUCUUCCACCAUCCGUGACGAUUUCCUCUUCCGUAACAGCGAAAAACCCACCCGGCAGUGAUCGAGAUGAUUCGGGUCUGGUCAUUUCGGUGGUCACCAGUAAGACGGUGGUGAACAAUACCGUGAUCGCGUCUGCGACUCCGUUGCCCAUCGUGACCAAAUCUUUGAUGAGCACCACGGAACCUUCGACGAUGAUACAUGAAAAUUCGACGGACACUUGGGUCGUUAUUGCUUCUGUGCAGACGAGUAGGAGUGUCUCAGGUGCUAGGUAUCUUCCGUCUUCCAUAGUCGAACAAGAUGUCAGAGUGAAACUAUUGAAUGAACAUUCUCAUGAAGAUGACGAAGAGGAUUACGAUGACACUACAACGGAAGAACGGGAAGAAGAAGAAUUCACUACAGUAACUGUGCCAAAACAUAAAACAUCGACUGAAAGUCUCAUUGAUAAGUUGGAUAGGGUUCAGUCGGAUUUGUCUAGUGGAUUAUUGACAGGAGGUUUGGGUAACAACAUCGCCGUCAUAAAGGAAACCCCCGACAUGGAAGCCAUCAAGCUCGCCGCUCCUGCCACCACUAGAGCCCCCUACCCGCAGGUCCACAUCCGCAAGUACUCCCCAGCCAACCGGCGAGCGACCACCAAGAAGCCCAGACCUCAACCCGGCGGAGCGAAAAAGAAAAUCGCCCCGCCACGUACCUCGGAUAUCGCCUCCAUCAUCUCCUCUGACUACAAAUUGAAUGCCAGUGACGACAGGAGUUCGAAGUUGCUGGAGGAGAUUUUGAACAGGGCGAAACUCCAGAGGAGUGAGGAGAAAUCUAAGAAGAGGGAAGAUUUAUCGAAGUUGUUACCCGCGGGGUACAAUAACACAGAGGGUGGACUCGAGAUUGUCGACGACAUUUCCAAGUUUCUACCUCCUGGAUAUCAGCCAGGUAAAGCUGAAGAAGAAUCGACGGAAAGCAGUGUUUUGAAGCACACCAAGCUAGAUGACAUCUCCAAAUUUCUGCCACCUGGCUACAAACCUCCUAAAAGUGAAGAAAAGACGACUGAAAGCAGCAUUUCGAAGCACACGAAGCUUGAUGAUAUUUCCAAGUUCUUACCUCCUGGAUACAAAGAACCAAAAACUGGGGAGAAAACGACUGAAAGCAGUGUAUUGAGGCACACCAAGCUAGAUGACAUCUCCAAGUUUCUGCCACCCGGAUACAAACCCCCUAAAAGUGAAGGAGAAUCGACUGAGAGCAGCAUUUUGAAGCACACGAAGCUCGAUGACAUCUCCAAGUUCCUACCUCCUGGAUACAAAGAACCAAAAAGUGGAGAAAGAACGACUGAAAGCAGUGUUUUGAAGCAUACCAAGCUAGAUGACAUCUCCAAAUUUUUGCCACCUGGCUAUAAGCCGUUCAAGAAUGAAGAGAAGUCUACCGAAGGCAGCAUUUUGAAGAAUACGAAGGCAGAUGAUGUGUCCAAAUUUUUGCCGCCGGGUUACAAAGUGCCGAAAUACAAGAGCCACACUACGGAAAGUAGCAUUUUCAAGAAUACCAAGGCCGACGAUGUUUUAAAAUUUUUGCCGCCUGGGUACAAGGCACCAAGAACUACCACAGAAAAGGCAGAAAAGUCUGAUGAUGUCAUAAAAGAUCUGAAUCCACGACCCAUCGACAUAUCAGCCUUCUUACCACCCGGAUACAAACCCUCGGAGGCCCCCUCCGAUCUCCUGCCUCCAGGUAUCGCUGCCAAUUCGACACCAAGUCCCAUAACGACCACUCUGAAGCCUGCUGGAAAUUCCAAGGUGGUGUUCGCGUCCAGACCUGGCGGUGGGGUCAGGAAAUCUGCUACGAGGACCACCCCCAAGACCCAAGCCAUGGAGGCGGCAAGGAACACGCCGCCCACCAUCCACAAAGGAUGGCCUUCCAGAGCCACCACUGAGUUCACCGGCUGGCCCUCCCCUCCCACCACGCCGAUCUCCAUCGAGAAGCUGCUGGAGGCGGCGCGCGCAGCUUCCUCCACAGCGUCCCCGAGUGCCGACCCCACCUCAACCACCACCACAACCACAACCACCACCACGACUACCACCCCGCGGCCGACCACGCCGGGGGUGUGCUCCAAGGAGUGCGAUUUAGCGGCCACCGUGAAGUUGGUGGGAGGUGUGGAAUGGGAGCCCGAGUUGCUGGAUAGGAAUACCAAGGAGUGGCAGGUGUUGGCCAAUGAGGUGCAGAGUCAGCUGGAUUAUGUGUAUAGUUCAUCAUCUCUCUUGAACAAAUGGUAUAGAAAAAUCAGGAUUGAUGGAUUCAGUGAGGGUAGCGUACUCGUGGACUACGUAGUCGAAUUGAACGAUUUGGGCAGAAGAAUUAAUACCCAAGAAAUCAAAAAAUUCUUCCACGAAUCGUUGGACGACGCUCUCACGACUCUGGGCGGCUCAAACAGAGAAGGGAAAUCGUUGAACGAGUCCCUAAAGCUGGAAGGGAAACUAUCCAUGGGGAAUUUCAUCGUUGACCCGGCGUACACAGAUUUCUCAGUGUUACCAAAACAUGAUUAUCCCACAGUUGGAUAUGCCGAGAACGAUGUUCUUCUUCCACAAUGGGCCAUUGCUGUCAUAGUUAUUGGGCUAGCAUCUCUGCUAUUUGUUAUCAUCUUUGGAGUAACAGUGUUGGUUAACCGGCAGAAAAGUUCGAAGAAGAAGAACCCCGCCCCAUUGACUGAAGAUAUGCUCAACGAAUUGAACAAAAAUCACAUGGGAGGCUAUGACAAUUAUGGCGCUGAAGACUUGUACAAUAUGGAGGACGUAUGGAACGAAAGGUCUUAUGAACAGAAGCCGCCGAAAAAGGUACUUCAAGUUACAACGACAACUACUACAAAACUAAUAUUUAAAUGCUUCGAGAAGGGUCUAGCGGCGGUUCCAUCCACGACAACAGCAUGUCGAACUUGUACGACAGCUGGCGCUCGGAGUGGAACGGCUACUACUACAACGCCUACUACGGCAACCACGCAGCCGGGGGCCACGGCCACCACCACGCGGGGGCCGGCAGCAGCCACAGUGGCGGCGGCCACAGCGGCGGUGGCCACAGCGGCAGACGGAGGUCCGAUUACGACACCAACUUUUGAGCGGGUGGUUAUUGAUGAGGGUUUCAGGAGGAUGAUGGGCUCUAGAACGGCUCGAUGUAUUUUGUGCUGGAGAUGAUGAUUUCGAUUGUUAACGCGAAAUCGUAGUGCUGAUUUCAACUUGUAAAUCGGAAUCAGUGCUAAUUUCAGAUUCGUCCAAGUUUUGCCUUGGAAAUUGGGAUUAGUGCAAAUUCAAACCCAUAAUUCGAUGCUAAAUUCAAGUUAUCAUUCGAAUUCAGUACUAAUUAUUACAGUUCAGUACUAAUUUCUAGUUAUCACUCGGAAUUCGUAAUUUGUGCUUAUAAAUUUUGAAUUAUCAUUCGAAAUUUGUGAUACAUGCAAUUAUUCAUAACUCGAAAUUUGUUCUAAUUUCGGUUUAUAGCUUAGUUAAUUUGAAAGAGUGAAAGAGUGUUGAUACAGCUAAAAACAUCGAGGUGUUCUUGAGUUGCCCACAUAUGAGCUACUACAUACGGUUGAUAGAUAAAAUUCAUCAGAGAUUUUCUCCUCGUUAAUUCACAUUCCAGAGGCAUUAAUAUUAUCCCAGAUAGCACAAAAAUACUCAUAGAAUGUUUUUUAUAUCUCCCAGACAUCUUAAAGACGUACAUUUUAAGACUUACUUACGUCUUUACGUCCAGGGACGUAUAAAGUACGUCUUUAAGAUGUAAAUCCAUGUACAUCUUGAAGGCGUACACGAAUUUACGUCUUUAAGACGUACAUUUUAGGUCGUAUCCACGUCGUUCCUCCCAUGUCGUAUAAAAUACGUCUCAAAGACGUACAUACCAGUACGUCAAUUCGACUUAUAGAACAAUAAUGUAAGUUAUUUUCUGAAGAAAAACAAAAUGUCAUCUCUUCACGUUUUUUAUUUUCAAUUGUUCAGUUUUUUCUUAUUUUCAAAUUCUCGAAUUUUUAC
This is a messenger RNA of Phaedon cochleariae (mustard beetle), 5499 nucleotides long. NCBI's taxonomy places the organism in Eukaryota, Metazoa, Arthropoda, Insecta, Coleoptera, Chrysomelidae. The record is from the annotation of a GenBank genome assembly.